Pieris rapae (cabbage white) is the source of this 2604-nucleotide messenger RNA. Its product is annotated as zinc finger protein 431. Gene Ontology annotation, cellular component: nucleus. Gene Ontology annotation, molecular function: DNA-binding transcription factor activity, RNA polymerase II-specific; zinc ion binding; RNA polymerase II transcription regulatory region sequence-specific DNA binding. NCBI's taxonomy places the organism in Eukaryota, Metazoa, Arthropoda, Insecta, Lepidoptera, Pieridae. The transcript is spliced from 13 exons. The coding region runs from base 447 to 2480 and encodes 677 amino acids. The record is from RefSeq and is a predicted model, not a curated record. Gene Ontology annotation, biological process: regulation of transcription by RNA polymerase II.
UCAUAUCUGUCAUUCUGUGAGUGUACGUGUUACGUGAUGGGUCGUUGCAUCUGGUGACGUUUAUCUUGUGAAUUGGAUUUAUUAUAAUAAUGAAUAAGCAACUUCGUUCUUGAACGCUCUGUUGUAUCGUUAUGCUACUAAAUUGUUUAAAUUAUAUGGUACCUAUGACCAAUACCAAGACUUGGCUAAGUGUAGCUGGAAGCGUACCGCAUAGACAAAAUGUACCAACGUAUAACUCGGAAUAGUGAACACUGUACGCCACACUCAUGAGGCGUGAUGUGGCCAUAAUCAAAUGGACAUUGCCGUUUAAGUUUUUAAAUAAAACAUAAUAUUGUGGUUAACAUUUUAAAUAUUAUUAAUACAAUAAAUUUUAAGGUCAAAGCGAAAUGAUGCUUUAAUUACCUGAAAAAUAACUUGAAUAAUAAUUUUUACACGAACAUCUCGACAUGGAAUCGCUAAAAUGUUGUAGAAUUUGUCUUGAAGUGGAUGGGUAUAUGCAUAAUUUGUCUUCAAAUACCUUGGCUUUCUACUAUUUGACAUUAACCGGCAUAAAUCCUCUGCCGAAGCUAAAAAUACCAAUGUAUGUAUGUUAUGAAUGUACUGCUCUAUUGAAGAAAUACUUUGUAUUUAGACAGAAAUGCCUCCGUGGACAGGCAGUGCUCCAAGCACUUUUAUCAAAUAAUGGGGAGGUAACAGAAGAAAACUUAAAGGACAUAGGUAGAGAAAGUUUUGGCCUAACCUCAAGUCUAAAAAUAGUUGAGAACGUCAGUUUUAACUAUGACCCACAAGCUGACUUAAGAAACACUUAUGAUCCACCAAAUCAUAUAAAGGAAGAGGAUAUUGUAAAGUUAGAGCAUGAUUACUUUUGUGAAGUGCAAGGUGAUUCUAGUGAUCCAAUUGAUGUAAAUAAUUCAGAAGGUAAUGAAUUAAUCGAAAUCCUUGAAGAUGAUGAAGAUGCAGACCAUUUGUAUGAAACAAUGGAGCAGCAAUCAUUUGAACAAAUUAUGCUUCAAGAACCAGAACCAAAUAUGCCAGUAGAAGUUGGUAAAAGAUUAACAAAGAAGGAUACAGAAGAUCUCGAUAAUUUUUUUACUAUCAAAUAUUAUACAAAACAAGAGCUGAUGGAUAAAAUGGAAUUGCGUAAACAAUCUAUAAAAUACAAAUCGGCUGAAUAUAAAUGUGAACUUUGCUACUCUUGGUUUCUUGAUAUACGUGGACAAGAAAAGCAUGCAGUUCAACAUGAUCAGCUCCGGGGCGAGUUUUAUUGCAAAGAUUGUCACAUGUAUUUCAGGACUCAGGAACAAUUACAAACACAUACUAAAUCGCAUCCAAGAUGGUUUUUGUGCAAGUUGUGUCCGCAGUCUUAUACCAACUUGUAUCGGGCGAAACUUCACCUGUUAUACCAUCAAGGGCAAAAAUACACGUGCGAACAAUGUAAAGCGGUAUUCACAAACCGUAUUAUUUACCUGAGACACAUCCGAAAUCGUCACCCGAUUGACUUCACGUGCUGUUUCUGCGGAAUCUCGGUCGCUUCUCAGAUCGCACUCAACGCCCAUAAGGCGCGCGAUCACGAAGGCCAGGAAGAAGAAGAUGAGAUGACGAAUGCAUCGGCGGUGCACUGUGAGACGUGUGAUAUAACGUUUUCAAAUGAGCAAGCGUUCAAUGUCCACUUGACCACGACUAUGAAGCACAUUGGUGAGUACAGAUACAGCUGCGACACUUGUGAUGAGAGGUUUUCGACUAAAAAGGAGAGAUUCUUGCAUUCAUUAAAAGUUCACAAGCGGCGUCCUCUACGAAUUGAAAAACCGAUUAUUAUGGUGAAAGCAUCCGAUAAAUCCCAGACUAAGUCGAACAAACCUCGGGUAAUGGUAACCUUACCGAAGAAGCGUCCAGUCAAUGCAAUCCAGAAAAUCUUUUGGCCAGUGAAAUGUAGUUAUUGUCCCGAUGUAUUAGUCUACAGCGAGCAGGAAAAUUGGUUACACCACCGCCGUCAGCAUCCGGAGAAGAUGUAUAUGUCCAUAAGGAGAAGAUAUAUUUGCGAGCAUUGUGGGAAGGGAUAUAAAUCCCGACAUGUACUCAAUUACCACAUGAACAUACACAAUGGCGUUACCCCAUACAAAUGUGACGCUUGCGGUAAAGCGUUUCACUCGCGGUCGCUUCUUAGAAAUCAUUUUGUGGGUGUACACUGCGAAGAAAGGCCAUUCGUUUGCGACACAUGUGGAUUGGCCCUUAAGACAAAGGGCACGCUGCAUAAACACAACCGGAUCCAUACGGGCGAAAAACCUUUCAAAUGUGACGUUUGCGACAAAGCGUUCGCAUUCAAGACAUCACGCAGACUUCAUUAUGAAGGUGUUCACUUAAAUAUUAGGAGAAAGAAGAAGAAGAAGUCGAAGAGAAAAGUGAGAGAAAAAGAAGAAGUCAAAGAGAAAACGGACACAACCCUGAACACUUCUCCUAAGUCUUCUUUGGUUGUCAUAUGAAUAAUUUUCAAUAAUACAACACAUUUCCUAUAUAUUUUUAAUUAUGAGGUAAAAAUAAGUUUGAGUAUUGUAGUGUAUAAAGGUGGUUUGUAAAUAUAGACUAAUAUAUCAUUACACAAAAUUA